UUAUAUCUGAUUCAUUCCUGCGUCUAGCAUUCCAGUAUGAGCCCGAUAUUGAAUAUUAUGCUCAUUCAAAAGUGGUAAUUGGUGUUAUGGACAAGGAAUGCCCGCAUUGUCAUGCUCUGAAAUUCAAAAAUGAGCCAGCUGGAAUGUGUUGCGCGUCAGGAAAAGUGCAACUACCUGAAAUUGAAACACCACCUGAACCAUUGAACGGCUUACUUAUCGGCACGCAUCCAGAUUCUAACGUGUUCCUGAAGUCAAUUCGAAGAUUCAAUUCAUGCUUUCAAAUGACAUCGUUCGGAGCAACAGAAAUAGUUCGAAAUACUAAUGCAAAUGGUCAACAAUUCAAUUCUACAUUCAAAAUCAGAGGCCAAGUUUAUCAUAAAAUGGUCUCACUGCUGCCAAUGCCAAACGAACCACAUAAAUUCUUACAAAUCUACUUUAUGGGCGGCGAGGAUUCCGGAAGCGCACUUGCCAAUCGCGUGAAUGCACGUUGUGAUUAUAAUAACCUUGAUUCACUUUAUGCCAGGCGCAUCGUCAGCGAGCUAGAUGCUCUUUUGAACGAGCACAACGAGUUGUUGAAAAUAUUCAAAUCACAUAUGCACCAAUUACAAAGCGAUAAUCACGCUAUCAUCAUUAAUCCUGAUAAAACACCAGCUGGAGAGCAUAUUCGUAGAUUCAAUGCACCCGUUGUUGAUGAUGUUGCUGGAAUCAUGGUUGGCGAUUGUACAGCUGCACGAGAAAUUGUGAUUCGUAGAAGAAAUAAUAAUCUUCAGUUCAUUGCUGACACACAUCGUUCAUAUGACGCUCUCCAAUAUCCGCUAAUAUUCUGGAAGGGACAAGACGGAUAUUGCAUAAACAUAAAACAACGAGAUCCCGUAUCAGGAGCUGAAACAAACAAGAACGUUAGCUCAAAGGAUUAUUAUGCGUACCGAUUAAUGAUUAGACGUGGCCUGGACAACGUCAUUUUACGAUGUCGUGAGCUUUGUCAACAAUUCAUGGUCGACAUGUACGCGAAGAUUGAGAGCGGACGACUACGAUACUUACGAUAUAAUCAACAAAAGCUGCGUGUGGAAGAGUACAUUCAUUUGCGAGACAUGCAAGAGCAUCAAAUACAUUUGCAAGUAUGUCCAUAAAGGCAGUGAUAUGGCUGUGUUUAGAGUGGAAAAUACUAAUGUGAAUGCUCCUCCAGUGAAUAAAAACGAUGAAAUAACGCUCUACCAAAUUGGUCGGUACAUCAGCUCCAAUGAAGCUGCUUGGCGUAUCUUUGGUUUUCCAAUUCAUGAACGGGAUCCAGCAGUUGUUCAGUUAGCCAUCCAUCUUGAAAACGUUCAGCGUGUAUUUUUCACGAACGAGACAGCGAUUGAUCGUGCAAUAAAUCCACCUAAAACUACAUUCACUGCAUUUUUUGAAUUGUGUAAUCGUGCGGAUGAUUUUGGUGCCUUUGCACGAACAUUACUCUAUUCACAAGUACCACGCUAUUUCACAUGGACUCAAACAAAAACAUGGAUGCCCCGCAAGCAAGGCUCACCAGUUGCUGCAUGUCUCAAUUUAUUUAAAUCAAACGCCUUGGGGCGAUUAUUUACAGUCAAUCCAAGACACACGGAGUGCUUUUAUCUUCGACUGUUGUUGGUUAAUGUUACUGGCCCAUUAUCAUUUCAAGAUAUACGUAAAGUGAAUGAGCAACAAUAUCCAACGUAUAAAGAUGCAUGCCUUGCACUCGGCUUGCUGGAAGACGACAACCAGUGGGAAUGCAUGCUUGCUGAAGCUGCAUUGAACUGUACAGCAAUACAAAUUCGUCUACUAUUCGCUAUAGUGUUGACUACAUGUUUCCCAGCCCGAGCACAGAUAUUAUGGGAAAAUCACAAAGAUUCAAUGACUGAUGAUAUAUUGCAUCAACAUCGUAUACGGUGCCACGAUCUAACCAUAACAUUCAGCGACGAAAUGUACAAUGAAGCAUUGAUUGCUAUUGAGGAUCUUUGCAUUGUCAUUGCCAACUUACCACUUAGUAAUUUCGGUAUGAAUUCGCCAAAUCGAACUGCAUCUGAUUUAAUGAAUACUGAAAUGAAUCGUGAACUGCAGUACAGUACUGUAGAAAUGGCAGCGAUUGUUGCCCGCAAUGUCCCACUAAUCAAUGAGGAACAAAGAACCAUUUAUGAUCGCAUUAUGCUCGCAGUUUCAGCUGGUCAAGGUGGGUUCUUCUUUUUGGAUGCACCGGGUGGAACUGGCAAAACAUUCGUUAUUUCGCUAAUUCUUGCUGAAAUACGAUCAAAUAAUGGCAUCGCAUUGGCCGUUGCAUCAUCGGGCAUUGCAGCAACUUUAUUGGAUGGAGGUAGAACAGCUCAUUCAGUAUUUAAGCUGCCACUAAAUAUUCAGAAUAACCCUGACGCAGUAUGCAACAUUAAGAAACAAUCGUCCAUGGCCACUGUGCUGAAACGGUGUAAAAUUAUUAUUUGGGAUGAAUGUACUAUGGCACACAAACAUUCACUUGAGGCGUUGAACAGGACAUUGAAAGAUAUUAAAAACAGUGACAAACUAUUUGGCGGAACUCUGUUGGUCCUUUCAGGUGAUUUCAGACAAACACUUCCAGUCAUUCCACGUUCAACAUACGCUGAUGAGAUCAAUGCUUGCUUAAAAUCAUCUCCAUUGUGGCGUAAUGUUGAAAAAUUACAGCUAAAAAUAAAUAUGCGCGUUCAAAUGCUUCAAGAUCCAUCCGCUGAAACAUUUUCAAAACAACUCUUAGAUAUCGGUGAUGGAAAAUUUGCUAUAGAUGAAACUGGAUACGUAAAAUUACCGACCGAUUUCUGCACAAUCGCUGAUUCGCAAGAUACUCUCAUUGAACAAAUAUUUCCCAAUGUACACACACAGUACAUAAAUCAUGAGUGGCUUGCAGAAAGAGCGAUUUUAGCGGCAAAAAAUGUAGACGUUGACAAUUUAAAUCUGAAGAUACAAAUGUUGUUGCCAGGGAACUUGGUAUCAUAUAAAUCUAUUGAUACAGUUUGCGACGACAGCGAAGCAGUAAAUUUUCCCACAGAGUUUUUGAACUCACUGGAUUUGCCAGGCAUGCCACCGCAUAAUUUACAAUUAAAGGUUGGAUCUCCAAUUAUCUUGCUUCAUAAUUUGAACCCGCCCCGGCUGUGCAAUGGUACGCGAUUAGUCAUUCAAAAAUUAAUGAAAAACGUGAUCGAAGCCAGGAUUUUAAAUGGCAAGUUCAGAGGUGAAAAUAUACUCAUACCACGGAUUCCUAUUAUACCUACAGAUGUGCCAAUUCAAUUCAAACGUAUUCAGUUUCCGAUUAGAUUGGCAUUUGCAAUGACUAUCAACAAAUCCCAAGUAAAGUAUAAUUGGGACCCCGCAGAAUCAUAG
Messenger RNA from Cotesia glomerata, 3360 nucleotides. RefSeq names its product ATP-dependent DNA helicase PIF1-like. Gene Ontology annotation, biological process: DNA repair; telomere maintenance. The record is from RefSeq and is a predicted model, not a curated record. The transcript has 3 exons. Lineage: Eukaryota; Metazoa; Arthropoda; Insecta; Hymenoptera; Braconidae. Gene Ontology annotation, molecular function: DNA helicase activity. The coding region runs from base 1141 to 3360 and encodes 739 amino acids.